Messenger RNA from Euleptes europaea (tarantolino), 1735 nucleotides. It is a transcript of the gene MIER2, whose product is annotated as MIER family member 2. Gene Ontology annotation, biological process: negative regulation of transcription by RNA polymerase II. Gene Ontology annotation, molecular function: histone deacetylase binding; transcription corepressor activity. Gene Ontology annotation, cellular component: nucleoplasm. The transcript is spliced from 13 exons. The coding region runs from base 23 to 1735 and encodes 570 amino acids. Lineage: Eukaryota; Metazoa; Chordata; Lepidosauria; Squamata; Sphaerodactylidae. The record is from RefSeq and is a predicted model, not a curated record.
GCGGCCGUUCGCACUCUCGGCUAUGGCGGAGGCCUCGGUUGGGAGGCAGAGUCCACGGGUGGUGUCUUUCCCUGCGCGUAACUUAUGCCCUGGGAGACCGAGCCUUCAUACCACUGCAGUGGUGUCCAUGGGCUCAGCUGACCACCGGUUCAACCUGGCUGAGAUCCUGUCCCAGAACUACGGAGUGCGGGAAGACACCGAGGAGGAAGAGCGUGAGCACGGAAAAGCCAAGCCGCUGGAGGACUUGGAGAAGAGCUUCAAUGCUUCCCAGAACAGUGACAUGCCGUUUGAGGAACUGCUCGCCCUCUACGGCUACGAGGCCUCGGACCCCGUCUCGGAGCAGGACAGCGAGAGUAACCAUGUCGCACCCAACCUUCCUGACAUGACCUUGGAUAAGGAGCAAAUAGCAAAGGAUUUGCUGUCGGGAGAAGAGGAAGAGGAGACUCAGUCUUCCGCCGAUGAUCUGACUCCUUCGGUCACAUCCCAUGAUGCCUCAGAUCUUUUCCCCAACCAACCUGGUUCCAACUUCCUCGCUGACGAAGACAAGGGCCCCAGUUCUUCCCCCUGCGCUUCCUUCUCUGCCGAAGACUCCGAAGAGGACUCCAUUGCCCCCAACGACUGUAAGAAGGAAAUUAUGGUCGGGCCGCAGUACCAGGCCGCCGUCCCCCUCCUCCACUUGAACAGGCACGGCGGAAAAGUCUACGAAAAUGAUGACCAGUUGCUCUGGGACCCAAACAUCCUCCCUGAGAGAGAGGUGGAAGAGUUCCUCUACCGUGCCAUCAAGAGGAGGUGGGACGAGGUCUCCAACCCCAGCCUUUCAGAGGGAGAGGUGGUGAAGGAUAACGAACAAGCCCUGUACGAGCUGGUGAAGUGCAAUUUCAACGCUGAAGAGGCGCUGCGGCGACUCCGGUUCAACGUGAAGGUCAUUCGAGACGAACUCUGUGCCUGGAGUGAGGAAGAAUGCAGAAACUUUGAGCACGGGUUUCGGGUCCACGGGAAAAACUUCCAUCUUAUUCAAGCCAACAAGGUCCGCACCCGGUCGGUGGGCGAGUGCGUGGAGUACUAUUACAUGUGGAAGAAGUCGGAGCGCUACGAUUACUUCGCCCAGCAGACGCGGUUCGGGAGGAAGAAAGAUUACGGGGAUAAUUUUUUAGAUGGUGGCGAAGUCGAAAGCGGUGGCCGCUCCCGUGGUUCCCCACCCCUCCCUUCGGCUACAGCGUGCCUGGAUUCUCACUUCAACCCAGAUCACCUGGCGAUGGAGAGUGCAGAGCCCCUGAGCAUCGAGAGCGCCGCCUGCAGCUUGGGCAGCACGAGUGAGUCGGGCCACGGCUAUGAGUGCAGCACCCCCUCAGAAACAAACUGUUCCUUCGACCCCGCGGAGGAGACCCCUGUGGGCGGCGGUGGUGGCGCGCCCACUUUCCUGCGGCCCCCGCCCAACCCCUCAGAAGCCGGGUUCUACCAGCUGGCGGCCGCGGCCAAACAGGAGCCCAUGCCGUGCACCGGGGAGGCCAUCGCCGUGGACUUCACCCUCCCGGGGAGCGUUUCGGAGGGGCUGCCUUUAAUCUCGGGCCGUGCGGGACUGGACCGGGGCCCGGAGACAUUGGCGGCCCCUGCUCAAGUGUCCUUAUCGGUCCCCGACUUCAGCCUUCUGGGCAUUGGAGAUGUAAAUAGCUUCCUGGCCACCCCGCAGGCCUGCCCGGCGCCAGUGACUCGCACGGAAUCCUUGUCGCAGUGA